CUGGCGGAUCUCAGUGCUCACUUCACACCAUCCUGACCACUUCAAUUCUCGUGGCUACGGCCCUGUCACUUUUUUUCACAGAUAUUUCAGAGACGGUUUUUGGUAGCUGCGCAUGUGCAUUGUUAAGUUUGGAAUUAUCAUUUCUUCGUAACGUGGAGGUAUGUUUGUAGUAAAAGCUACUGCUUACCUACAGUUACCUAAUGACUGUGUACUCUUGUCCAUAGCAGCCUAAAGGUGCUGCGCGAAGAAAUUCUAAGCUUAAAAUAAUUAUAUGUUUUAAAUUUUAUCUUCUAGAAGUUCUAUGUUACAAGUUUAUUGAAUCUUCCGGUGAUAUUACACUAGAUGCAGAAGAAUGCACACGUCAUAAUACUGACUAUGGGCUAGCAGGUGUAAAUAGCGCCCUCUUACUGGAUGGAAUUGCACAACUUGCAAGGUCAGACAGCAUUGCUGACAGAUAUUGGCUGCGCGUGGGAUCAUCUGUGCAGAACAUCCCAUCAACGACAGGCCCAUGUUCUACUUAUAAAGAUGAUUUUACUCUUAAUGAUAAUGAAUGCACUUACCUUCAGAUUAAGAACGAUGAAUAUGAAAUCAGAAAACGCAUGUGCCGGGAUGCCACAACCAAUGACGGAUUCAUAUGCCAAGGAAGGCUUGAGACAACGCGAGACACACCAACGACAUCAUUGGACAAAAUAUUCACCGGAAGUGACGUCACAACUAAAGUAAAAAUGGCGUCACAGGCUACUUUUAAACAACAGCCAAAUGAUUCUAAAAUGCCGGAUGCUGUUAUACCAAUAUCAAUCGCUUUAGCCGUAGCUGUCGUUUGUAUUGCUGUCUUAGUAGCCAUCAUACUGUUGAAAAGACGAACACCAGACGACAGUGGAUCUGGGACUAAUCCUCAAAAUGAACUUGAAAAACAUGAUCCAGUGAUAAACCAAGUAAACGAACAAGACUGUGCUGAGAGUUCAUCAAGCUUAAAUCAGUAUUCAAAGUAUGAAACUUCUUUACCGGGAGACUAUGCAUACCUCAGUGAUAAUGUGCUCAAGAAUCACGGCCCAGAUUACUGUGUCGUAGAGGGUGACGUUUAUAAUGGGAAAUACGAAUAUCCGAUGUUGCCAUUAUCUGUCGAGAAUUCGAACGCUGAAACUCUUUUAAAUGAUCCUUCUUAUGAUAGUCUUGGCCCCCAUUAUGACGUGUUAAACCGCGAAGAAGAGGGGGAACAAGCGCCAUCUGCUUAUGAUGAUUUAGAGAACGGAACAGAAAUGCCCGAAUAUGAAUAUUCUUAUGCUUAUUAUACUGAUCUUAUAAAGUGAAGUUCUAUAAUUGAUCA
Molecule: messenger RNA, 1327 nt
Organism: Anneissia japonica
Lineage: Eukaryota; Metazoa; Echinodermata; Crinoidea; Comatulida; Comatulidae
Exons: 3
Coding region: 600-1310 (236 amino acids)
Source: RefSeq, a predicted model, not a curated record